This is a messenger RNA of Gamsiella multidivaricata, 771 nucleotides long. RefSeq lists its product as uncharacterized. Lineage: Eukaryota; Fungi; Mortierellomycota; Mortierellomycetes; Mortierellales; Mortierellaceae. Gene Ontology annotation, biological process: proteolysis. The transcript is spliced from 2 exons. Bases 1 to 771 code for a protein of 256 amino acids. The record is from RefSeq and is a predicted model, not a curated record.
AUGGCACCCAUCAAGAAACAGAGCGACAAGGUCAAGGUCGUCCUUACUGGCUUCGAGCCCUUUGGAAGACAUUUGACAAACCCGUCCUGGUUGUCUGUCCAGCCGUUGAACAACACCACCCUCGACCUCCCCACCAUCGCCGCUGCCAAACAGAACUCCAAACAUCACAAUGCCACCAAGGCCUACGUCGUCUCCCAGGAGCUGCCUGUCGAGUACCGCAAAGUCCCCGACCUAGUCUCUGCCUUGCACAUCCAACACAGUCGAAGAGUCCCCUCUCUUGCAAGUGGCGAGGACGUAACCGAGGAGCACGAGGAGGAGGACUACCUGAAGACCUAUUACAUCCACGUUGGUGUUGGCCUGGAUGGCUACACUGUCAUUGAAACAAAUGGCCACCGUAUCGGAUACAGCCACCCGGACAAUGCAAAGUGGUCGCCUGAGUCCGCAAAGGAGCCCCCGGUCAAGAAGGAAACUUGGGCUGCGGACCCUGAUUUGCUGACUACCACCGUUGACUCGGCAGCCUUGGCUGAGUACCUGAAGACGGAAAAGGGCUGGAUCUGUAAGCAGAGCUUAGAUGCCGGAAACUACCUUUGCGACUACACCUUUUAUCUGAGCAUGGCAGAGAGACAUCGGAGGGUCGCUGCGGGCGAGGAGGGUGAGGACGAGAGAACGUGCUUGUUUGUGCACCUGCCCUCGGUCGGCAAUCCUUACUCAUUGGAGGAGCUCCAGCGGUUCAUCAAGGAUGUGGUUGUUGCUGUUGUUAGUUUUUAUUAG